Messenger RNA from Culex quinquefasciatus (southern house mosquito), 1550 nucleotides. Its product is annotated as chitinase domain-containing protein 1. Gene Ontology annotation, biological process: carbohydrate metabolic process. Lineage: Eukaryota; Metazoa; Arthropoda; Insecta; Diptera; Culicidae. Gene Ontology annotation, cellular component: extracellular region. Bases 152 to 1345 code for a protein of 397 amino acids. The record is from RefSeq and is a predicted model, not a curated record. Gene Ontology annotation, molecular function: chitin binding; oligosaccharide binding. The transcript has 4 exons.
UUCCAUUCUUGCGAUUCAUUCCAUCACAACACAACUCUGACGAGAAAGGAAGUUGUGAGCUCAAUUUGUACAAUUUCUUUCGUAGUUUUGUGAUAACAGAUCCACUGAGGUCUAUGAAAAGCGUAUCAAGUACUUUUACCAUCCAAUCGUGAUGAAGUUUUUCGUGGUAGUCGUGCUAGUGGCGCUGGCCACGGUACAGCUAACCGGUGCAACUCUAUCGCCGUCCGACAUUAAAAACAAGGGCAAGAAGGUGAAGGAGUUGAAGACCAAGCAGGGUCCUCAGGCGAAUAGCGUAUUCGAGCGGGGUCUCGUUCAGCAGGAACCGUCGGCCAAAGACAUACUGGUGGAGAAUGCUGCCUACCACGAGGUGACUUCGCUGAAGAACUUCAACGGAAAGGUGCUGGGCUACGUAACCCCGUGGAACAAUCACGGCUAUGACGUGGCCAAAAUCUGGGGUUCAAAGUUCAACUAUGUGUCGCCGGUUUGGCUGCAGGUGCUGCGAAAGGGGCCGAAACAGUACGAACUGGGAGGAGCCCACGACAUCGACGCUGGCUGGGUGAAGGAUGUGAAGAAGGCUGGCCAAUCGAUCGGCAAUAAAGUCGUCCCGCGCAUCCUGUUUGACAAGUUCACCGACAAGGACUUCUCCCAGCUGCUGACGUACAGCGAGGAACGCACCGUCGCUGCCCGGCUCAUCGUGGACACCGUCCGGCGGUACCGUUUCGACGGCAUCGUGCUCGAGGUUUGGUCCCAGCUGGCGGCCCGCGUCGAUGACGAGUUUCUGGUCGGACUGGUGCGGGAAAUUUGCCAAACGUUGACCGAGGGUGGCUUUGAGUGCAUUUUGGUGAUUCCACCGGCGCGGAAGGAAACGUACGAUCUGUUUUCGAAACGCCAUUUUGAAACGCUGGUGCCGGUCGUGAGUGCGUUCUCGUUGAUGACCUACGACUACUCGACGGUGCAGCGACCCGGGGCGAAUGGUCCGCUGUACUGGGUGAAGAAUGCGGUUCAGCACAUUUGUCCGGAUUCGGCGGAAAAUUUGAAGGAAAAGAGAGCGAAGAUAUUGCUGGGAUUGAACCUAUAUGGCAGUGAUUAUACUCCAAACGGGGGACAGCCGAUCAUUGGACAUGAAUAUCUAGCGUUGCUGAAGCACUUGAAGGGCCAUUUGACCUUUGACGAGCACGAUGUGGAGAACUUCUUCGAAGUCAAAACAUCAAACGGUCGCCACAUGGUAUUCUACCCAACGUUGUUCUCCAUUAACGAGCGGCUCAAGCUGGCUCGGGAACUUGGCACCGGAAUUUCGCUCUGGGAGCUCGGCCAAGGCUUAGAUUACUUUUACGAUCUUUUCUAGUCAUUCGUCGCACAACAAAAACGCAAUAGUAGUUAUUAAAGAAGGUUUCGUUUAUUUGAAAGUACUUUAAAUUUUAAAGUAGUUACAAAAAGAUAUCUUACGUGCUACAACCUGCGGAGCUUACAACCAACAAGUCGACGGCCACAACAGCCGCUUACGUUUAGUAAUGAUGGAAACAUUAAAACAAAGUUGUCGAUUACUCAGA